CCGUAGUUGUAAAUCUCGGAAGUGCCGUUGUUUACGGAAUCAAGAGGAAACGUAAAAGCUCAUCAGUGUGCGACGAUAGAUCAAAGCGAAACCAUCCGGGUUAUUUGUGCUAAAAGACAAACGCUGCAGCUGACACAGACUCUAUUCGUGCCAAAUAUGGCAGGUUAAUGUUUUCAUGUAGUGCGUUUCAGGAGGUGUUCGAAUCUAAACUAGCGCAGCAGGCUAGUUAGCUAACAUGGGCAUCUCCAACGACUCAGCCGUUUGGUAACAUUCGCUAAAAAACACCAUCGGGUAAAUGCAGACAGUCGAAUAUAUGUGUACAAAGUGUUAAACACUGAGAGGUUUGCGUUAAGUAACGUCAGUUUUAAGAGACGGUCCGUGGAUGUGGUCAACACACGUCACUCACUCCACAGGAGCUUUUAACACGCUUCUACCCACUUUACUGGAAGUGAUCGGCUGAGUUUGUCACACACUGUUCCGUCAUAAUGGCUGAGACCAUAGUAACGUUUCAGUCCCAGCUGUCCGGUGUCAUGGAGACCGUGUUCAAGGCUGCCAUGUACGAGAUCACCCGGCUGGUGGAGGACAGCUUCCUGGAGGAGGUGACCCGGAGCAGGGAGCAGGUGGAGUCCCUGAAGAGGAGACUCCGGUGGUCCGAGAGUCGACGCAAGGAGAGAGAGGGGGACCGGAGAGGGAGGUGUGUGGACUGCGGGAGAGUCGAGGAGAGACCCAGAGCUACAGAGAAAGGUUUGAAACAAGAGAGUAUGCUGCAAGAAGGGAUGAAUUGCUCCCAGGGCACUGAUGCAGCGACACAUGACCAUGAAGUGGAAGACACAAAACCAGGGAGCCACUGUGCUAUGAGGGCAACACAGUCCCCAGGUGCACAAGGUGAAAAGUUGGAAAGACUGCUCAAGGAGGAAGCCCUUCACAUGCCGUCAGAAACCAAUGAGUCCCAAGAGAGAUGGGGAGUCAAUCUGGAUGAAACAGAUACAUCAGGUUUGCCAGGGCCCAGUAAACGCUUCAGUGACCAGAAGAUCCCAAAGUGUCAUGUGACCUGGGAGGCUGGCUUUGACCAGAGGCCAGACUCUGGCCAACAUGGACACUCGGGCGACCCGUCCGAACCACUUUUCCCAAACAGGUAUGACAUGGAAGACUUGGCUGGCUUUGACAAGACGGGCUAUGGCGAUGCCAGCAUGAUUGAAAUGGGCAACUUGGAUGGGUUACAAGUAUCACCGUCCCAUCUAGGUAAGGAUCUGAAUUACAUGGGGCACUAUGAGGGGAAUGUGGAAGCACCUGAGGACAAUGAGCAUCAAGCGUACCAAACAGGAGGAGUCCCACGGAACAAAAGGGUCAGUUCACCUGCAGGCUCACCCUCAAGGACUAACAUUAAUGUAAGUGGAGGAUUCAGCUGUUUAUUAAUUAAUGAGGAAGGCUAUCUACAGGACCCGGGUAUCUUGUACCCUGACCAUGUGUCAGGCGAUUCAGGUGGCAGAUUCCGAACUGACCCCACUUUAGACAGCACAGAGGAUAUGUAUGGGGCCUCAGAUUCAUAUAGUGACACCUUAAACCUGGGAGAGAGGCUGCAGCAUCAGGCAGCAGGGCGAGGAGGGAGGAGACACAUUUGUAACCUGUGCUCCAUGUCAUUCCCUGAUUCUGCCUCUCUCAAAGCUCACAAGCAGACCCAUAAAGGCACAGGACAAGGGCCGCCAUACUCCUGCACCCAGUGCGGAAAGACUUUCACUCAAGCCUGUAACCUCAAAGUUCACCAGAGGAUUCACUCGGGUCAGGGGCUCCACCUCUGCAGCCAUUGUGGAAAAGGUUUCCCUUCUUUCUCUGAACUAAAGACACAUAAAUGUGGCCAAACAGGCGACAAACCGUACUGCUGCACUGUGUGUGGGAACAAGUUCAGCCGACUCUGGAAUCUGAAGCUUCACCGCAGAAUUCACACACAGGAAAAACCUCACCGGUGCACCAUGUGUGAUAAGAGCUUCACACGGGCGGAUAUAUUGAAGGUUCACCAUCGCACCCACACGGGGGAAAGACCAUACUGCUGCGCUGUGUGCGGCCUCAGCUUCAAACGCCUCGACCAUCUGAAAUCACAUCAGCGCAAACACAUGUCAGACCUAGGAGCAGACACCGAGUCCGUCAUGUCGGACCUGGACUCUCUCAUAGUCACCUUUCAGACGCAGCUCUCGGACGUGAUGGAGUCUGUGGUGAAGACGGCCAUGUACGAGGUGACCAGGCUGGUGGAGGACGGCUUUCUGAAGGAGGUGGAGACCCUGAGGAUGCAGCUGCAGUGGACUGAGAAGAAAUUAAGUGACAGAGAGGGAGAGAAGACAGGGAGGUGUGUGGACUGCGCCAAGAAGGACGUGGAGCUGUCCCCAGACACAGCAGGGGAAAGGUGCGACCACCAGCAUGAUGAUGUGCUGAGGGUCUGUGCUGUGAAGAAAGAGGGGAGUCCUGUGGAAAGAUGGACACAAGGCCACAGACGAGAAGUCGUAUCAGAGCUGCCACAGGAGGCAGACAACGCUUCAGCUGCCCCCAGCCCGGAGAGGGAGUCCCAGGCAGCAGAAGAAGUGGAAGGGGUGCCUGCUGUGGAUGUGAAGGAAGAAGAAGGUACUAAGCCAUCUUGCUCAUCUGGGCAUUUGGGAGGGUGGAGCGAUACUCUUGAUGGCAAAGCAGGACUGGAAUCACAAAGCAUAACUGAGAGGACUGAGGCACAACCAAAACAGACUCCAGAGAACAGUGAGGAGCUGUUGAGGGAUAUCAUGACGCAAGGCCCACAGAUAUCUGCAGCAUUUUGUUUUCCUGAAGAACUAGAAGAAACGCACAUGGCUACAGAUCCAUCACAUAUCCCAGCUUUGGAAAUGGACACUAGUUGGACUGGGCUUCUGCUGAAUCACAGACUUGGGGCUGAAAAUGAUCAUGAUUCAGCCAAAACGAGAGCUUCUCUAAAGCGUGCAGAACACGAGCUGUCUGAAUCUGUAACAGCAGACGUUCACGCUCAGGCUACCCAGAAUGCAACGUCAGGAUGCUCUGAAGCUAGACUACAAAACAGCAAAACAUUGGGUGUGAAAAUAAAGCAGGAAAUAACUAUUGAUUCUGACGGCUGUGAGGAAAGUGAGCAUCCGGAAAAGAAAGAAAUUCCAAAGUCUGGAAUGAAGUCUUUCUCAUGCUCUUUGAAACAGCACAGACUGAGUUCAGAAGCACACAAACGGAACCACAUUUACCGUAAAGCCACUGUGCAGGAGGUUGUGAAGCUGCAUUCCAAAGCCGGUACAGGUCUCAAAUUGCAAGCAGCUAUACAGCACCUCCACAGACCAUUGAAAAAACACCCUCACACGCUCUCGAACAGCAGCACAGCAGCUUUCUCUUUAGGUCAUUCUCAGGUUGUGAACUCAAAUCCCCUCAGCAGAAUUCCUUCCACAUCCAAAGCCGCCCCACCUCCUCCUCUCUCGGCCCAGCGGGUUCACCUGGUAGACAAACAGGCAGCGCCACUCAGCCGAACCGGUGCCCCGUGGGUCAGCGUCAGAUCCCAGUCUUCCAUCUCACAUCACGCCAGCCCCGUACCCCACACAGACUCUCACACUGGCCCCAGGAACAUCCUGCGCUGCGGCCAGUGCGGAAAGUGCUUUCCACACCCCAGCAACCUGAAGGCUCAUCUGCAGACUCACACAGGUGAGCGGCCUUUCUGCUGCUCGCUCUGCGGUCGCAGCUUCACCAAGCUGAGCAACCUCAAAGCCCACCGCCGGGUCCACACUGGGGAGAGGCCGUACUGCUGCUUGGCUUGUGGCAAACGCUUCACCCAGAAAUGUAACCUGAAACGUCACCAGAGGAUCCACUUGGAUGUAUGAGGGUGGACAGAUAGUGACAAAAAUACACAAUUGCUGUUUGUUUCUUUGAGAUGCUACAGUGUUUCUUUUGCAGUGUAACUAUGAUGCAUUGCAAAAAUCCUUUAUGUGUACUCGUCUCUUGAAGUGAUCGUCCCAAGUUCUUCUGUGAUAUCCAGAAAGACUCAUGUAGUAACUUCUGGAGAUGUGUUAAUGUUAUUUAAAUGAUUUAAAGGCAGUUUGCUGUGAAAUGUAUUGUGCACAAAGAUAGGUCAAUUGUCACUUUUGGUCAAUAAAAUACUAUUUAUUCUGUGAA
This is a messenger RNA of Hippoglossus stenolepis (Pacific halibut), 4143 nucleotides long. RefSeq names its product gastrula zinc finger protein xFG20-1. Gene Ontology annotation, molecular function: DNA-binding transcription factor activity; RNA polymerase II cis-regulatory region sequence-specific DNA binding. Lineage: Eukaryota; Metazoa; Chordata; Actinopteri; Pleuronectiformes; Pleuronectidae. The coding region runs from base 486 to 3851 and encodes 1121 amino acids. Gene Ontology annotation, biological process: regulation of transcription by RNA polymerase II. The record is from RefSeq and is a predicted model, not a curated record. The transcript is spliced from 8 exons.